Molecule: messenger RNA, 1894 nt
Organism: Pleuronectes platessa (European plaice)
Lineage: Eukaryota; Metazoa; Chordata; Actinopteri; Pleuronectiformes; Pleuronectidae
Product: ribonucleoside-diphosphate reductase subunit M2
Exons: 11
Coding region: 418-1569 (383 amino acids)
Biological process (GO): deoxyribonucleotide biosynthetic process
Cellular component (GO): cytosol
Molecular function (GO): ribonucleoside-diphosphate reductase activity, thioredoxin disulfide as acceptor
Source: RefSeq, a predicted model, not a curated record
CGGCUCGGCAGUCACCUGGAAACAGUUGGGUUCGGGUUGUGGCAACUUCCGGGGGGGGGGGGGGGGGGGUGAGAGAAAAGAAAGAAGGUGAAAGCCCCGCGCUGGUCACGUGAACGUGACGCGGAGCCUGAUUGGCUCCUUCGCAGAGUCAGUUUAAAGAGACACCCAUCCAGCCGUGCUCUGAUUGGUCAGCUGCGUUGUGGCGCCAAUAUUCCAAUAAAUUGAGAAGCAGAGCACACGAAGCUCAGUCAGUGAGCCGCCAUCAAGCAGAGAAGAAGAAGCAGCUCCAGAGUCAGUGAGCCGCCAUCGAGAAGAAGAAGAAGAAGAAGAAGAAGAAGAAGAAGAAGAAGCAGCAGCAGCAGCUCCACAGUCUCCUCUUCGUCACCUCCUCCUCUUCGUCACCUCCUCCUCUUCACGAUGCUUCGCUCGCCUCUUUCCGUCAGAGAAGAGAAGUCCCUGUGCAGUCAGACCGACAACAUGGCGCUGGACAAAGAAAACACGCCUCCCGCUGUGAGCAGCUCCCGCAUCCUGGCGUCGAAAACCGCGCGGAAAAUCUUCUCUGACGCUGCGCCCAAAGCCGUGAAGAAGAGCAGCGGCGAGGAGGCGGAGCCUCUGCUGAAGGACAACGCCAGCCGCUUCGUCAUCUUCCCCAUCCAGUACCACGACAUCUGGCAGAUGUACAAGAAGGCCGAGGCGUCCUUCUGGACCGCAGAGGAGGUGGACCUGUCCAAGGACCUGCAGCACUGGGAGUCUCUGAAGGACGAGGAGCGCUACUUCAUCUCUCACGUGUUGGCGUUCUUCGCCGCCAGCGACGGCAUCGUCAACGAGAACCUGGUGGAGCGCUUCAUGCAGGAGGUGCAGGUGACGGAGGCCCGCUGCUUCUAUGGUUUCCAGAUCGCCAUGGAGAACAUCCACUCGGAGAUGUACAGCCUCCUCAUCGACACGUACAUCAGGGAGCCCAAAGAGAGAGAAUACCUGUUCAACGCCAUCGAGACUCUGCCGUGUGUGAAGAAGAAGGCUGACUGGGCGCUCAACUGGAUCGGCAACGGCAACGCCUCCUACGGAGAGCGAGUGGUGGCCUUCGCCGCCGUGGAGGGAAUCUUCUUCUCCGGGUCUUUCGCUGCCAUCUUCUGGCUGAAGAAGAGAGGCCUGAUGCCCGGCCUGACCUUCUCCAACGAGCUCAUCAGCAGAGACGAGGGUCUGCACUGUGACUUCGCCUGUCUGAUGUUCAAACACCUGCUCAACAAGCCGUCUAAAGAAACCGUCACCGACAUCAUCAAGAACGCCGUGGUCAUCGAGCAGGAGUUUCUGACGGAGUCUCUGCCCGUGAAGCUGAUCGGGAUGAACUGUGACCUCAUGAAGCAGUACAUCGAGUUCGUGGCCGACCGCCUGAUGCUGGAGCUCGGCUUCAACAAGAUCUACCGGGUGGAGAACCCCUUCGACUUCAUGGAGAACAUCUCUCUGGAGGGAAAGACCAACUUCUUUGAGAAGCGCGUGGGCGAGUACCAGAGGAUGGGCGUCAUGUCCGGCCCCUCGGACAACACCUUCAGGCUGGACGCAGACUUCUGAGGACGGGGGGGCCCGGUCACAUGUUCCCGCUCCGCAGCAGGACAUGGGUUCUUCACUAAUUCAACUGAAUCCGCUGCCUUUACCUCAGCCCUCUCACUCUCAGCAGGAUACAGGCGUGUGUACAUAUAUGUGGGUUUUACUUUGUACAGGACAUUUUAUUAAUUGACGGCAGUUUCUGUAAAUAAAGUCUUGUUUUAUCUCCAUUUUUAAAAAGCAGAUUUGAGCUCAUUUUUUAUAUGAUCUUUGUCUUGAGCUGUCAAAUGUACAGUUGUAGUUUUUAAUGUAUGGACUUGAUUCUUUUUGUAAUAAAAAUUGUAUCAACAAA